UAUUAUGGCAUUGUUGGAAUCGGAACCCCACCGCAAUAUUUCAAGUUACAGUUUGAUACUGGGUCACCAGUCAUCUGGGUCUGCAACGUGCACUGGGUGAAAGGACUCUCGAUGAUUCAAAAUAUGUACAACCCAUCGGAAUCGAGAACGCACGCUAUCAAGAAUAAUUGGUAUUCCAAUAGAUACGGUAACUAUAUCGUUUCCGGUUAUGUCGCUUCGGAUGUCACAAAAGUUCACAGCGGCUCGUUUCGCACAAAUUUUGCCGUCGUGGAUAGUCAUGACGGUCAUUCGGAGCAGCUCAAAGUUACGGACGGGCUGUUUGGACUUGCUGCAGGACACGUUACUCCGGAGUUUCAGUCAACAGCGUUGGAUGAUAUGUGCUCACAAGGGUUGAUUACGCGACGCAUGUUUUCUUUCGUCUUCAAACGAAAUCAGACAUUGUUUCAGUGUGUUUCUUUCACGGAGUUGAUGGGACUGUUAUAUUUGGAGAAUAUUCAAGGAAUCAAAUUCCUGGGAGAGUUCACCACGUUCCCUUGGUCCCUACUUCACCACCUGUCAAAAACUGGAUCGUCCGGGUCGAAAGAUGGCACUGUCUUGAUCGAGAACUUCUCAGCGCUCCUGGACACCGGCUCCGCUAGGUCAUAUCUUCCUCCACCAUUCGUUAACCGUCUUUUCAGCGGUAAUUGGGCCAUAACGAACGAGGGGGGAGACAUAUCAUGUGAUGCCAUGCAGGAAAUGCCCAAGCUGAUAGUGAACUUCCAUAGGCUUCACUUGUCUUGGCAUGCAAAUCAAUACAUAAUA
Messenger RNA from Opisthorchis viverrini, 801 nucleotides. RefSeq lists its product as hypothetical. The transcript has 4 exons. Gene Ontology annotation, biological process: proteolysis. The annotation marks the transcript as partial. The record is from RefSeq and is a predicted model, not a curated record. Gene Ontology annotation, molecular function: aspartic-type endopeptidase activity. Lineage: Eukaryota; Metazoa; Platyhelminthes; Trematoda; Opisthorchiida; Opisthorchiidae.